AUGGCAGAAGAGUCGGUAGAAUCAGAGGCCGAGGAGGUGAUGAGUGAAGUACACUUAGGCUGCCCACCUGGUUUCUCUGUCCCCCAUCUUUCCCACUUCACCUUCUCCAUCCCGCCUGGAUUGAUUGAGCCCAGAAGCUCCAAUGAAGAUUCCCAAGUUAUAGAAGCAACCACUUGCUCCCAGCAGACCAUAAGUUUUGACAAGGAUGGCGAUCUCAUUCUUCCUAGACGAAAAACCAAAUUGUCUAAUUAUAGCUAUAGCUUGACCAUCCAGCAUAGUAUCACAUCAACACUACCAAGUGUUGGUUUGCAGGUGUGGAGAGCAGAACUUGUCUUGUCUGAUUUUAUAUUGCAUAAGAUGUUCACAUCAUCCGAGCUUGAUGGAGUUGUAUCACUAGAACUUGGUGCUGGUACAGGGUUGGUGGGUAUACUACUAGCGCGUGUUGCUAAAACAGUAUUUAUAACAGACCAUGGGAAUGAGAUCCUUGACAACUCUUCUAAAAAUAUUGAGCUUAAUUCUGAACUCAUUGCUCGUGGAACUAAAGUCUAUGUGCGUGAACUUGAUUGGAUGGAUCCGUGGCCCCCAAGAUUAAGCAUAGAAGAAUCCUCCGGUAAAACUAAAAGGUAUUCUUGGACCUUAUCAGAAAUUGAAAUAGCCCAUGAAGCUUCUUUACUUGUAGCUGCGGAUGUAAUCUACAGUGAGGACUUAACAGAUGCAUUUUUCAGCACUUUAGAGAGAUUAAUGUCUCUCGGUUCCGAAAAGGUGUUAUUCUUAGCUUUGGAAAAACGCUACAACUUUAGUCUUCAUGAUCUUGAUGUUGUUGCAAAUGGUUAUUUACAUUUCCGAAGUUAUUUGCGGUCGGAAGAAGAUUGUAAAGGCCAUAAAUGUGGUACAGAGCCUUGUUUUGUGGGCAAACGCAUAGAUAUUACAGAGAUUCCACAAUAUGUGAAAGAGUACGAAAGAGGAAGUGAUGUCGAGAUUUGGGAAAUUAAGAGCAACUACAAUGGAGUAGCCAAAUAGCUUGUGUCAAAUUGGAAUUUGACAU
Molecule: messenger RNA, 1045 nt
Organism: Fragaria vesca subsp. vesca
Lineage: Eukaryota; Viridiplantae; Streptophyta; Magnoliopsida; Rosales; Rosaceae
Product: methyltransferase-like protein 22-like
Exons: 9
Coding region: 1-1020 (339 amino acids)
Biological process (GO): protein methylation
Cellular component (GO): nucleus
Molecular function (GO): protein methyltransferase activity
Source: RefSeq, a predicted model, not a curated record